Messenger RNA from Microthlaspi erraticum, 1218 nucleotides. The record is from the annotation of a GenBank genome assembly. Lineage: Eukaryota; Viridiplantae; Streptophyta; Magnoliopsida; Brassicales; Brassicaceae.
AUGUCCAAGAAGAAGAAAGGCAGCGACUUUAACCUCCUCUCUCUGUUCCUGUUUCUGUGUGGUUUCAUUCAGACAGAUGCUUCUUUUGGUGUAGGAGGCGGCAUUGGAGUCGGAAUCGGCGGUGGUGCCGGCGUCGGCGGCGGCGGGGUUUGGGUUGGCGGCGGUAACCGUAAUGUUGUUCCGGUAACGGCUCCAAACAGUGUGGCUUACGUUGCUCUUCAAGCUUGGAAAUCAGCCAUUACAGAAGAUCCUUCCGGUGUUCUUAAGACAUGGGUUGGAUCAGAUGUUUGUUCUUACAAAGGGGUUUUCUGUUCCGGUCAAUCCAUUACCGCCAUAGAUCUUAACCAUGCAAAUCUCAAAGGCGCCAUUGUCAAAGACCUCGCUUACCUCUCUGACCUCAACAUUCUUCAUCUCAACAGUAACAGAUUCUCCGGGCAAAUCCCAGAUCCCUUCAAAUCGCUAGUUUCUCUCCAGGAGCUUGAUCUAAGCAACAACAGAUUCUCUGGCUCUUUCCCUCUGGUCACAAUCUACAUUCCAAAUCUGGUUUACCUCGAUCUCCGGUUUAAUAAUUUCUCAGGAUUUGUUCCCGAAGCUCUCUUCAACAAGCGAUUAGACGCGAUUCUCCUCAAUAACAACCAAUUCGACGGAGAAAUCCCACGGAAUCUCGGAAACUCUCCGGCUUCGGUGAUCAAUCUCGCCAAUAACCGAUUUUCCGGCGAAAUACCGACGAGUUUCGGCCUCACUGGAUCGAGAGUGAGAGAAGUUCUGCUCUUGAAUAACCAGUUAACCGGUUGCAUACCGGAAUCUGUAGGAAUGUUCUCCGAAUUAGAAGUCUUUGACGUCAGCUACAAUUCCUUGAUGGGUCAUGUCCCCGACACGAUCUCUUGCUUGUCGGCGAUUGAAGUUCUGAAUCUUGCGCAUAACAGAUUCUCCGGCGAGGUUCCCGAUUUGGUUUGCUCGUUGAGGAAUCUGUUGAAUCUCACGGUUGCGUUCAACUUCUUCUCCGGGAUUAGCUCCGAAUGCUCCAGGAUUAGUUUCGGUUUCGAUUUCGCCGGAAACUGUAUUCCCGGUAGGAAUAUGCAGCGGCCACAGCCGGAUUGUUCCGGUUAUUCCGGCGGCGCGUUGAGCUGCUUCAGGAUGCCGACGCAGCCUCUCGCUUGCGCUGCGAUAAGCGUGGGACUUAGAGAGAGUUUCAGUCAUUACCGUUCGUCUCCAUGA